AUGCCGCGUCAAACCCGUUGUGAUUCGCACGAGGCCUGCGCGCCAUCCGAUGUUCCUGACGAUGAGGCCGCGCACGCGCCUUCUGUCUUUUCGCCUCUGCCAAGCCUCGCGCAGACGCAAGCUGAUGCGGCUCACUCCCGCAGCGUCUUCCGAUUCUCGCGGGCCUCCUCACCUCCGCUAGCGGUCACUGCUGCCUCGCAGUCUCCUCCGCAGCGUGCACACGCACCCUGCGCCUCACAGGGGUCUCCUCUCGCCUCGGAUGCCGAAGGCCCUUUCGCGUCGGCGGGCCGCUCACACAGAGACGGGCACAGGCAUGAGGUGAGGCGAGUCGGCGACUCUGCAUUUGGAGCUCCAGCGCGCUCGCCAUCGACUACCUCACGACCCUCGUCUCCGCCUGUCUCCUCCCGGCGGGCGCCGCCCCGCCCGGCUGCUGCGCCGCCAGACGCGUCGGCCGCCGGCUCCCCGGUGUCUCCGCUGUCUCCGCGUGGGCCUCCGGGGUUGCCGUGGGGCCUGUGCCCAGCCCACGCAGCUGCGCAGGGCUGGCGUCGGGCCCAGCCGCCCCCAGGGUGGCCCUCCGCCCCACAGUCUCCUCCGCUCAGCCCGCACGCGCCGCCGCAGUCUCCGGCUCGGGCUCCACGCACCCCAGGGGGCCUAACGCGCCCAGCCCCGCAGGCUCCGCAGUCUCUUCGGACGUGGCCAGGCCCUUUGGGCCCCUCCCAGCCGCCUCCGCGCCCCCCGCGCGCUCCCUGCCGGAGCCGGGCCCCACCGGCAGUCGCAUCGCCUCGCGUGAGGACCUCCUUCUCACCGCAUCCUGCGUUGCCCCCGAUGUUUAGCCCUCUCUCUGCGCCGGCCUUUGCUCCAUGUCCGGCGGCGGGCGUGGCCGGCUCCUCCGCCGGAGGCUACGCGCCGCCUCUGGGGCCUCCGAGCCCCGCCGAGGCCCGCGCCUGGCCCCGAGGCGACCCGCGUCUCCUCGCCCGCGCAGAGGGACGUCGACCCCCGGCGUCUGCUGCUGACUCUCACUUUUUCGCUUGGCCUGAGAGCACGCCUGCCGGCGUUCCUGCUUCCGCUUCAGCCUCACGCGGCGGAGACAGCGGCGUCGACCGCGUUGCGGAGAGGUUUCUGGAGCCGCGGCAGACGCGCGCGUCUCCCAGCGAGGCCGGCGAAAGAGAAACGGUGCAGACGGAGGAGAUCGGCAGGGGCAAGAAGAAGCCCCUCGGGGGGCCGAAGAAGGGCGCCAAGAAAGCUGAGCGAGAUGGCACUGGCGGCGGAGCGUCGAGUGAGAGAGAGACGCCGAUCUUCGAGAAGCACUGGUCGCCAGAGGCCGCGGAAGAAGGCCUGAAGAGAGGCCUCCUCGUUAAGGGCCUUCUGCAGGUGGCUGCCUUUCAAACAGACAGAUCGGUUCUUCUAGUUGACCCCGCCUCCUGCCCUCCUGAUCUCCUCGCGGUCGUUCCGUACAAGCGCGUCCGCGCCACCGCCACCUCCGCUGUCCUCGUGUCUUCCGCCUCCUCCUCUUCCUCUUCUUCUUCUGGCACGCCUCAGUCUGCGUUGGGGGGUGCUGCGCCCGCUUCGCCGCACCGGCCUCAGGGGCAUCUUCUGCAGUUCGACUUGGGCGGCUUUGUCGCGCGAAAUCGAGCCCUCCACGGCGACAUCGUCGCCGUCACCUUUCUUCCGCGCUUCUACACUGAGCGCGUUUUGACUACCCGAAAAAUGCUUUUUCCUCCGUCGGGCUCGCCUUCGUCCGCUGCCGCUCCUCCUUCUCUCUCUCCGUCGUCUGCUUCUUCGUCUGCCUCUCCUUCUUCAUCUGCGGCUACGUCUGAGGCAGAGAGGUGCGCGCGCGGCGCGGCGGAAGGCACGGCAGAAGGCGCGCCGGAGGGCGCGCAGGGAUCGCGCAAGACAGGGGCUUCCACACAAUCUGAAAGGCCGGGGACAGAGGCCUGCGAGGCUCUCAAGCCUCCGGCUGCGGAGCUCCUCCCUACGGGGCGCGUCGUUCGCAUUCUGUCGCAGGGCAAAGAGACGACCGAGGUCGUCUGCGUGAUUCCGCCGCAGCAAGCGAAGAUUGACGCGUUCCUGAAACGGCUUCGCGAGGUCAAUGCGCCACGAAAAGCCGACGCGCACGCAGAGCCGGCUAGCCAGGCGACCGCGGGGACACACAACAGCGAAGGCGCCGCGCGGAGCCGCGCGCAGGCGCGGCCGGAGGAAGGCAAAACGGGCGCGGAUGCAGAAAUUGGCGCGCGCGCCGCACAGGCCCCCAAAGAGGCAGCAGGGGAAGGAGGGCAAACAGGCGCGGCGCACAAGAAAGGACACAGAGAGAAAGAAGACGCACAUGAGCCCGAAGACGUCGGCACCAAGGGGCGGAAGACCAAGUCCGCUAGCGCGAAGAAGAGAGACGCAAAUCCACUCGCGCCGAAUGAAGCCGAAGAGAGCCAAUUUCUGAAAGCGCAGCCCCGCGACUCCCGUCUUCCGCCCUUUCUGGUUCCUAUUGCUCUUUUAUUCGAGCCACCGCCCACGCCUUUCGCAGACAGCCCUGCCGCAGAGCGGUUGUCGGCCUCGUCGCCCUCCGCGCCUUCUCACCCUUCUCACCCUUCUCACCCUUCUCACUCCUCUUUGUCUCCGGCGUCUCCGUCGGAGGCGUGUGGUUCCGCGCUUGAGGAGGCGCUCGCGACGUCCCUGCGUCCUUCGCCGCUGCUAGAGGCCAUUCAGCGCGCGUGGGGACUUCCCGACGAGUCGGCGGAUGCGGUGUCUGGCGCGUCGCCAGCGACGGCCGCGCUGGUCGUGCUGCGCCGCGGGCCGUGGACGGCCUCCUGCGGCUCGCCGUUCGCGCGUGUCGACCCGGUCGGGCUGCCGACGUCGCGCGCGGCUCUUGCAGCUGCCGCACCAGCGCCGGCGCCGCCUUCUUCUGCCGCCUCUGCGGCCGCUCCUGUCUCUGCAGCCUCUCCUGUCUCUGCAGCCGCUUCGGCGCUCGCUCCGCGCUCGUCUGAGGCGCGCUGCUUGGGGAGCCGCGGGGCGGACGACGUUCUCGCCGAGGCGCUGGCGGCGCUGCACAUGGAGGGCUUGCCGCACGCCUGGGGCUUCCCUGCGGAGAUCGAGGAGACUCUGAACCGCGAGCUCCGCCGCACCUGUCCGGUCUCAGGGCGGCCCGCGUGGCUGGCGGAGGCGGAGGCGGACCCGCUUCGAAUCGACUGCCGGCCCCCGCGGGCGCAGCCGCUGGCGGAGGACGGGGGUCAUUCGCUGGAAGCAGUCAGGCUCUCGCGACGCCUCACGCUCUGCAAGGCAGAUGACGCCUCCGUCGAUUCGUCGCUGGCGCGCGUCGCCUUUCCGGGGUCGCCGGCGGCUGCGCCGUAUCAAACUGCCGCGCUGCGCGCGUUCACCAUCGACCCGCCGACCGCGAAGGACUUGGAUGACGCGGUCAGCCUCGUCCGCAUUGCUCCUGGAGGGGCGACCGGCGGGGAGGCGGCCACGCCGGAGGAAGCCGCGCCGCUCUUUGAACUCGGCGUGCAUGUCGCAGACGUCUCGCACUUCGUUCCAGAGGGCUCGCUCCUCGACGCGGAGGCCGCCCUCAGGGCCACAACCGUCUACCUCGAUGCAAAGGUGUUCCCGAUGCUUCCUGCGGCGCUGAGCGAGGGUGUCUGCAGUCUCCACUCGGGCGUCGACCGCCUCGCCUUCUCCGUCUUCAUGACGCUUAACGAACGCGGCGAGCUACUCGCACCUGAGGUGCGGUCGCCGCGGCUCGCGAAGACACUCAUUCGAACUGCCGCGCGCCUCGACUACAGCCAGGUAGAUGGAUUCCUUCUCGCCGUCCCGGGCGCGCUGCGGCCGGUGCUCGCAGCGUCUCCGUUCGCGUCCUCUCGCGCCUCAGCGGCAUGCGGCGGCCUCCUGUGGGACUUUCUGGUGCGCGACCAUCCGCGCGCCUUCCAGGGCGAAGCCGCGCCGCUCGCGGUCGAGGCUAGUGGCGGUCACGCGGAUGAAAACAGGCUUUUCUGGACUGGCGGAGGGCCUCUGGCGGCGCCAGCCGCCGGCGUGGCGGGCGACGGAAAGGCGAAACUCGCCGAUGCGGCGACGCGAGGAGAGCGCAUGCGCAUGUGGGUUGAGAGCAAGGAACGCGUCCAUGAGCUCGUCGGCGAGAUCGGUGCACGCUACGGAAUUCCGCCGGCCGUCUCGGUCGACCUGGUGACGGCGUACUUCCUCACGUCGCGCCGCCAGCGGCUGCGGCAGCGGCAGGGCGCCAUCCACCUCUCGAGCGCGGGCCGGCUGUCGCUCUGCUUCGCCCCGGAUCGCGAGACGCUGAAGCCGCGCGCGCUCGCUGUGAAGGAAGUCAAUCCGCUCUCGCACCUCCUCGUCGAGGAGAGCAUGAUUGUAGCGAACCACUGCGUGGCGAACGAGAUUCUGGGCGCCGAACGCGAGGCUGCACCGGCCUGCGGGGGCCUGGAGCCCCGCGCCGGCUGCGUGAAAAACAGCUGCGAGCCCAACCACUCCCACUCCACACACACCGUCGGCGCCGAGUCCAACGGGCGCGAAGCAGACAGCGAACGCGGAGGAGGGCGGAAGGCGGAGAAGGAGGCGGAGGGCGAGGGCGACGAGGUGGGCGCAUGCGAGACGCCCUGGGAGAGAGGCGAGUGCGCCGAGGCCGAAUCCGAGCGCGAGACAGAGCCGAGGCCUCUCGCCUUUGGCGGCUUGCUUCGUGCCCACGCGAGCAGCAACGAAGCAGCUGUCAAGUAUCUGAAAGAGAAACUCGACCCGCAGACGUGGGCAGGCUUCCAGAUGCAUUUGCGUGAGAUCGGGAAAGCUGCGAAUGCCGCGGAGAAGAGCGCCUUCACGGCCGAAGCGGCGCUGAAAGGCGAAGACUUUGAGGACGAUGUGCGCGGCGUCAAACUGAGCCACCUCCUCGAUUUUUUGAAAACGCGCCUCAAUCCGCCGGUCUACAACGCCCUCUGUUUUUCGGUUCUCCAAGAGUUCUUUCUGCAAGCUCAGUACAUCUCCCCAGCGACGCUCGGCGCCGGCAAGCAGACGGCAUCCGGAGCAGUCCGCGAAAACCCGAGAAGGCGCGAGGAGGAACGACGGCGAGACGCAGAGGACGCGACAGACGGAAGCAGAGGGCGCGCAGUUGCCGGGUUUUCGCGCGCCUCGCUUCGCAGUCGAGCCGCGUCUGAGCCGCGUUCGUACGCACACUGGGCGCUUUGCCUGUCGAGCUACAUGCACUUCACGUCUCCCAUUCGGCGGUACGCCGAUCUGCACAUUCAUCGCUUGCUCUCCAAGCGCCUAAGGGGCGAAGCGAUGACUCUACCGGUCGACGUCCUCGAGGCGGCAUGCCGACAGUGCAACGACAACAGCAGGAAGGCAGACGAUGCACAGACUGCGUUUCGGUCCUGGUACUUCAACGCCUUCCUCCGCGACCAUCACCCUGAAGGCAUUUGCUACUCCGAGGCGUCCAUUCUGAAGAUCGUCGUCCCCUCUCCCUCAGCGUUUUCGCCAUCAGCACCUUCUUCCUUCGCGUCUUCUUCCUCUUCACUUCCUACUUUUUCGCCUUCUUCUUCGCAGUCUUCCCCGUCCGUGGAUGAAGCCGCAGACGAGUCUGGCGCUGAGAGCGCCGGGAGCCGCGGGAGAGCAGACGGCGGCGGAGAGGGCGAGCAGGAAGGCCUCAGCCUCGACUCCGAGGCCCUGGGGGGAGGCAAAAAGGAGACAGUGACGAAGGAGGGAGAGGAGGUCGGGCGCGGCAGAGGCGCGACCCAGGCCAGCAAAAAAGAACGCGAAACGGGGAAGUCGCUGCGCACAGAGACAGAGAAGGAGGGAAACGAGAAGGCGAAGGCGGCAUUGGUGAUUUACAUUCCUCUGCUGCAGGCGACGCGGAGCAUGAGUCUCGCCACGCUGGGACUGGAGCUCGUCGACGACGGGCUCCGAGAAGAAGCUGAGAAGGAAGCUUCGGGGAGGGAGAGGAAGAACGACGGCGCGGAGAGCGUGAGCGCGAUCCGCGUCCGACGGAUUCCCUCGUCACUCCCUGCGCAGCGCCUGACGCCCGCGCUCCCUUCGCCUCCCGCUUCUUCUUCGUCUUUGCCUGUCGAAUCUGCGCGUCUCUUGUGUGGCGGCGCGCCUCCGGAGGCGUGGGAAGACGAAGUCAAGACGCUUCGCGUGCUCUCGCCGCUCCACGUCAAGCUCGUUCCGGGCGAGGCGCAGUGGACUGUUCGCCUGCCUUUCUGGAUGCCCGCCGCGGAGGCCUCUCGCGCGAACUCGGCGUCAAAAACCGCGUGA
Messenger RNA from Besnoitia besnoiti, 6243 nucleotides. RefSeq lists its product as uncharacterized. The transcript has 9 exons. The record is from RefSeq and is a predicted model, not a curated record. Gene Ontology annotation, molecular function: 3'-5'-RNA exonuclease activity; RNA binding. Gene Ontology annotation, cellular component: P-body; exosome (RNase complex). Gene Ontology annotation, biological process: mRNA catabolic process. The coding region runs from base 1 to 6243 and encodes 2080 amino acids. NCBI's taxonomy places the organism in Eukaryota, Apicomplexa, Conoidasida, Eucoccidiorida, Sarcocystidae.